Molecule: messenger RNA, 4349 nt
Organism: Diceros bicornis minor
Lineage: Eukaryota; Metazoa; Chordata; Mammalia; Perissodactyla; Rhinocerotidae
Gene: LRFN5
Product: leucine rich repeat and fibronectin type III domain containing 5
Exons: 6
Coding region: 1825-3978 (717 amino acids)
Molecular function (GO): protein binding
Source: RefSeq, a predicted model, not a curated record
CAGCGCGGGGCGCAGCUCCUCCAGGCCCGCCGGCUGCCGGGGCCCGCCCACGCCGCCGCGGGGAGCCGGGGCCCGGGGCCCGCCCCAGCCGCCGCCGCAGCCCGGGAGCUGGGCUGCCGGCCCCGCGCCUGAGCCGCGGGCAGCGGGCGGGGCGCUGUGUGCAGCCGCGCGCAAGGAGGCGGCGGGCGUGUCAGGGCGGCCCGCACCCAGGGCUCCGUGUGUGCGUGCGCGCGUGUGUGCUUGUGUUUGCGCGUGUGUUUCCUUCUUCCCUCGAGGAUGUGAGAAUGGCUGCGCAGCUGGCUGCUCCCUUAGGAUUCCUGACUUUGUGGAGCUCUGGGCUGUGAGCAUAACCCACUCGUAUAAUCCAUUUUGCACGGUCGGUUUAUAUCCGGAGAAAAAAGCGCAACUGGACGGGGGUGGGGCAGACCAACGAAACCUUCUGGAAAUACACGCGCACACACACACAGGAGAGAGGAAGAAUGAAAGAACUGGGAAGAUUUUCAUAACCUUCCUGCUGGCCCUGCCGUUUUCCGGAGAGAUUCUGGAUCUUUUCUACCUUUUGGAGUCAUCUUGGCAUCUAUUUUUCGUAAGCCGGUCUUCAGCUAGCUGCGUGUGUGUGCGUGUGUGCGCGCGCGCCUAUCUGAUGCAUUUGACUGUCUUUUAUCCAACUGCCCAGAAGCAAAUGUGUUAACUCGGCGGUGCCCCUUGAUGCCCGGGUUCGCGCCUCGAGCACAGAGGACGCCCAGACCCAUUUUCCCGGCUGGAUUCGGAGCGGCUGCCGGGCUGUGGACCCAUGUGUCUGGAUCGCUUUACCCAGAGGUUUGGGAAGCGCCAGUAUUAACCUGCUUCCAGGUACAUCACAAGGUCACCAGAGGGUCUUGCAGCCGUCUUGUUUCCUUGCAUCUAGACCUUCCUGGCUUGGCCAGAAGGAUAUUUACGUUUCGGUCCACAUCAUUUGAAGGCAAAAGUUCAGCCCUUGGAACUGGUUUCUGUACAAACAAGGUAACAAGGAUUGCUUUUCAAACUGCUUAACAAAAUCCCCGACUCUUCUUCAGCCCUUUCCCGGCUCUCUCCUCCCCACCAAAAUGUCACCAGCUCUUGAAUUACGUGGAUUUGGGUUGGAGGAGAACUUGAAGGAAACGUGAUCAAACGGCUAUGCCAGACCACUCUCUUUGCUGCCCGUGGUCCGGUAGGCAUCGAAGCCGAUCGUGAAAAGGACCAGUCCCCGCCUUGCUUCUCCCUCCCCGUGCUGUGCUGGCCGUGCAUGUGCAAGUGUGAAUGCCAGUGCGCGCGCGCCUGGGUGCGAGUGUGUGCGUGUGUUUGAGUGUGUGUCUGUGUGUGCGUGCGCGGCCGCCCUGCCUCUGCCCGCUCCCCGGGCGCAGAAACGCGGGUUUCAUGGGGCGAUCGCCGCGGAUCCCCCACCCGGCGCAACCUGCGGGCAGCGGCGGCAGUGGCAGGAGCCGCCUCGCGGACUCCCUAGGAUGCGGGUGCUGAGCUAUGGCAGAGGGCAGCGAAGUGACGAGAGGGACCCGCGGACGACUGUGAAAGCCACCUGGAGCCACCUUGCCGGGAUUGUACCUGCGGGCAGAAAGUCCUCCUACGACCGUCUUUUCCUCUAGAGGCACCAGAGUCCCCGUAACCAUUCUGCCAGGUGUCGGGAAGAUACGUAGUAGCAGAGCCCCCUUCCUUCUGACACCAUUCUCAGAACCAGCUUUGGAGAUGCUUUCACCCUGUCCGUCUUCUGCAGCAGCCGGGCCGAGUGCUGACUCCUUCACAGCCGUGAGGAACUCUUCAGGCUCCAGAAGCUCUUAAAUCUGAUCUACAAUGGAAAAAUUUCUUUUUUAUCUGUUUUUCAUUGGCAUAGCAGUGAGAGCUCAGAUCUGUCCAAAGCGUUGUGUCUGUCAGAUUUUGUCUCCUAAUCUUGCAACCCUUUGUGCCAAGAAAGGGCUUUUGUUUGUUCCACCCAACAUUGACAGAAGAACUGUGGAACUGCGGUUGGCAGACAAUUUUGUUACAAAUAUUAAAAGGAAAGAUUUUGCCAAUAUGACCAGCUUGGUGGACCUGACUCUAUCCAGGAAUACGAUAAGUUUUAUUACACCUCAUGCUUUUGCUGACUUACGAAAUUUGAGGGCAUUGCAUUUGAAUAGCAACAGAUUGACUAAAAUUACAAAUGAUAUGUUCAGUGGGCUUUCCAAUCUGCAUCAUUUGAUAUUGAACAACAAUCAGCUGACGUUAAUUUCUUCUACAGCAUUUGAUGAUGUCUUUGCCCUUGAGGAGCUGGAUCUGUCCUAUAACAAUUUAGAAACAAUUCCUUGGGAUGCCGUUGAGAAGAUGGUUAGCUUGCACACCCUUAGUUUGGAUCACAAUAUGAUUGAUAACAUUCCUAAGGGGACUUUCUCCCAUUUGCACAAGAUGACUCGGCUAGAUGUAACAUCAAAUAAGUUGCAGAAGCUACCACCUGACCCUCUCUUUCAGCGAGCUCAGGUAUUAGCAACCUCAGGAAUCAUAAGCCCAUCUACUUUUGCAUUAAGUUUUGGUGGAAACCCUUUGCAUUGCAAUUGUGAAUUGUUGUGGUUGAGACGUCUGUCCAGAGAAGAUGACCUGGAGACCUGUGCUUCUCCAGCACUUUUAACUGGCCGCUAUUUUUGGUCGAUUCCUGAGGAAGAGUUUUUGUGUGAGCCUCCUCUCAUUACUCGUCAUACACAUGAGAUGAGAGUCCUGGAGGGUCAAAGGGCAACACUGAGGUGCAAAGCCAGGGGAGACCCUGAACCUGCAAUUCACUGGAUUUCUCCUGAAGGGAAGCUUAUUUCAAAUGCAACAAGAUCUCUGGUGUAUGAUAAUGGAACACUUGACAUUCUUAUAACAACUGUAAAGGAUACAGGUGCUUUUACCUGCAUUGCUUCCAAUCCUGCUGGGGAAGCAACUCAAACAGUGGAUCUUCAUAUAAUUAAGCUCCCUCACUUACUAAACAGUACAAACCACAUCCAUGAGCCUGAUCCUGGUUCUUCUGAUAUCUCAACUUCUACUAAGUCAGGUUCUAAUGCAAGCAGUAGUAAUGGUGAUACUAAAAUGAGUCAAGAUAAAAUUGUGGUGGCAGAAGCAACAUCGUCCACGGCACUACUUAAAUUUAAUUUUCAAAGAAACAUCCCUGGAAUACGUAUGUUUCAAAUCCAGUACAAUGGUACUUAUGAUGACACUCUUGUUUACAGAAUGAUACCUCCUACGAGCAAAACUUUUCUUGUCAAUAACCUGGCUGCUGGAACUAUGUAUGACUUGUGUGUCUUGGCAAUCUAUGAUGAUGGCAUCACUUCCCUCACUGCCACAAGAGUCGUGGGUUGCAUCCAGUUUACUACGGAACAGGAUUAUGUGCGAUGCCAUUUCAUGCAGUCCCAGUUUCUGGGAGGCACCAUGAUUAUUAUUAUUGGUGGAAUAAUUGUAGCAUCCGUACUGGUUUUCAUCAUCAUUCUAAUGAUCCGGUAUAAGGUUUGUAACAAUAAUGGGCAACACAAGGUCACCAAGUUCAGCAACGUCUACUCUCAAACUAACGGGGCUCAAAUGCAAGGCUGCAGUGUCACGCUGCCCCAGUCCAUGUCCAAACAAGUGGUGGGACCUGAAGAGAAUGCCCAGUGCUGUAAAGUUGCCAAUGACAAUGUGAUCCAAUCCACAGAAACUUGUUCCGGUCAGGACUCCUCUACCACUACCUCUGCUUUGCCUCCUCCCUGGACUUCAAGCACUUCUGUGUCCCAAAAGCAGAAAAGAAAGACUGGCAUGAAGCCAAGUACCGAACCACAGAGUGAAGCUGUCACAACUGUUGAGUCCCAAAACACGAACAGGAACAACUCAACUGCAUUGCAGUUAGCUAGUCGACCUCCUGAUUCUGUCACAGAGGGGCCCUCAUCUAAAAGAGCACAUUCAAAGCCAAAUGCUUUGCCGACUAAUGUUGACCAGAGUGUCCAGGAAACACAGAGGCUGGAGUAAAUCUGAAGAGCACCACUUCUCUCUCUCCUGAAAAAAGUUGCCACUGAUAUUUUUACUGGAUAAAAUUCAAAAGUGUUUCAAUUCACAAAGGCUAUUUGUUGGACUGGUAUCCCAGAAGAAGCUGUCCACAGGAGCCGAAGCAGAAGUCUCUGAUGCCGGUGGAACUGGCUCCAUCAGAACUUGGUUCAUCCCCUUUUAAAACCAAAUUUUUUUUUCUUCUGGCCUACAAGUAUUUUUUUUAAAGAAGGAAAGAAAAAAGCCUACAUCGGCAUCGAGUUCUGUAUCAAUCCAUGUUACCUUGCCAUCCAUGAUUUAAGACUGUAGAAUCUUGAAUAAUCUAUAUCACUUUAACAAAUAAAUGUUUUACUAUG